Molecule: messenger RNA, 1889 nt
Organism: Symbiodinium pilosum
Lineage: Eukaryota; Dinophyceae; Suessiales; Symbiodiniaceae
Source: the annotation of a GenBank genome assembly
AUGUUCUAUCCCAAGCACGACUGGUGUGGUCACCAGGACCUCAUCCGGUUGCAUGUCCUGGCAUUGGAUGCAUACGAUGCCGUGGCUUACUAUGAUGCAGACUGCGAGUUUCAAGGGGACAUCACGCCGGUGCUCCGCUGUGCAGCCACGGGGAAGCUGCUGACCACCAAUGGCGGCGUCGGCGAGUCCUUGAACGUGGGCUUCAUCGCUGUCAGGGAACGCGGCACGGACAAGAAUGAGUGCGAAAAGCUGAGAUUCAGGGAGAAGCGCAAGGAGCUGGCGCGCCAGAGGCGGGAGCAGCACAAGAGAGAUCCUGAGCAGAAGCUGCUUCGACACUCGGGCGGUCUAUGCGCGGCCUGCUUGGAGCACGUCUCAGAAGCGAAGCAGGGCCGGGGCACGUUGCCAGCGGCCCAGAUUUCAGAAAAGAGAGAGAGGCUCAGAGAGAGGGGGAGUGCGGCUGGGAGGAUGCUGCGCAGCUGCAGACUGCAGAAACGGGAGACUGCGCUGGACCUGGUUACCGUGCUGCCUGUGGAUGCUGACGACGAUGAUGACGAGUCGUUGGGCACCGUCCAGCUUCGCCUGGGCCGCUUGGCAGAUGCAGCUGGGGCUUCUGAAGAACAGUCGGGCUCUGAGAGUGAACCGCCUCCUUUGACAUCUCCGACAUUCCGGUUUGACGUCGAUAUGUCGAAGGCCGAGGGACACACCGCUGCGUUUGCCCCGUCGGGAGCCGAGGAGAUAAAGCCUCACUCACCCCCACCCACUGGCCAGUCGCCAGUCAGCCCCGCUGCGGCAGAGUUCUUGGGCCGGCCGCUUUAUGUGCACCUGAAAUGGGAUAUCGCCAACUCGGAAUUCCCCCGCGAACCCGCAGCCUCCAGCUCAACCGCCGCCUCCCCAGAGGUCAUCCAAGGCAAGAAACGAGCCGAAGGGCAUUUCGCCUCAGGCUCCGAUCCUACGGAGGGACCGGACAGCCUAUCGCCAGAGAUUCCAUACACGGCCUUAUCCGCCAGGCCGUUCGCCAUUUUGGCGAGCAAGGCCCAUUGGGGGCCCACUCCUUGCGACUGGCGUGCGUUUGCAAUCUGGGCCGCCUUUCAUAACGCGGACCGCUUCAAGAGGUCGGUCAAAGGUGUGGCAGAGGCGAUGGCCCCAGCAGAUCUGUUGGAGCAAUGCUUUGCUAUACAAUUUGAAGGGCUGCAGGGCUUCCCCGACCCCCUCGUCUCGUGCACUUUUGCUGACGUUGCCAGGCUCGCGGCCGGGGAGGCCCUGCUUGCCCGGUUUAGCGGUGAUGUCACAUGGUGCAACAAAGCCUUCAGAGAGACUCCCCCUGCGGCAGUUGGCUUGUCGUACGGCAUUGAGGAGCGAGACAUCUGGAGUGAACUCAUCAGUCAGAAAAUGCUGCGCACGAAGUUGUACGACUGUUUCAUCCCUCCGGAAAGAUCGACGCCGAUUUCAGGCAAGGCGCCCAAUGGCACGCGACGCUGCCAGGGAGUGGAGGCACGGCCCUGCUACACCAGCAAAUACGAGGCCUACAGGAUCUGUUUGGGCGCCAAGGCUGGCAUUGUGGACGGUCGUCGUUACGAGGACCUGCAUGCCCAUCUCCUCGGUCUGCCGGCGCUGUCGGUGCAUUUGAAGAUCGACACCGAGGGAAGCGAGUGGCCCGUCCUGGCUUCGCUGUUGGCGAGCGAGGACGUGAAGAAGAUUCGCACCUUGGAUAUGGAGGUGCACUUCGGCUGGGGCGCAGUGACUGAGCUCUCGCAGCAGGAGCGCUUGGCCGGACAGGUGGCAACCAUGGAGAAGUUGCGGGAGGUUUUCUACUGCACAGGCUCCACGCUGGAGGUCUACCGGCAGGGAUGGAGGCCCUUGCAAGACUGUGAGAAAGGAAAUUGCAAAGA